Molecule: messenger RNA, 468 nt
Organism: Pararge aegeria (speckled wood butterfly)
Lineage: Eukaryota; Metazoa; Arthropoda; Insecta; Lepidoptera; Nymphalidae
Gene: HLH4C
Product: helix-loop-helix protein 1
Exons: 3
Coding region: 49-468 (139 amino acids)
Biological process (GO): regulation of transcription by RNA polymerase II
Molecular function (GO): DNA-binding transcription factor activity, RNA polymerase II-specific; protein dimerization activity; RNA polymerase II cis-regulatory region sequence-specific DNA binding
Source: RefSeq, a predicted model, not a curated record
GGAAAAUCCACGUGUACCUAAUUGCUUAGCUUUCAAACAAAAUUCAUUAUGAAGAGCUGGUUGGAGACCGCCAGUAGCAUGGAGGAUGGCUCGCUUUCCUGCAUGCUCGCAGAGCCGAGAGAAGCUUUACUACCAAUAACUGACAGAGAAAAUUUGGCACCUAGGAAAAGAGAUAGAAUACUGGAACCCUGCGCUCUAUCCGAAGAAGCCUACUUAUCAAGCGGUGCAGGAUCACCAUGCGCUGGUCUCUCCAGAGAAGAACGCCGACGUCGCCGACGAGCCACGCUAAAGUAUCGCACAGCUCAUGCCACCAGAGAAAGAAUACGAGUCGAAGCUUUCAACGCCGCCUUUGGAUCCCUGAGAAGACUGCUACCAACACUCCCUCCAGAUAAAAAGCUGUCAAAAAUCGAGAUUCUCCGUUUAGCUAUAUGCUAUAUAGCCUACCUGAAUCAUGUUUUAGACGCAUGA